Molecule: messenger RNA, 375 nt
Organism: Suillus paluster
Lineage: Eukaryota; Fungi; Basidiomycota; Agaricomycetes; Boletales; Suillaceae
Exons: 2
Coding region: 1-375 (124 amino acids)
Source: RefSeq, a predicted model, not a curated record
AUGCGUCGUCGAGAGCCCAGUGAAAAUAAGCCAAUCCUCAUAGGCAAACAGGUCCAAUUUUUGCCUGUCAUCCCUCGCGAGGAGUCUACCCAGAUCAUCUGUCCACCCCCGUCUUCCCCCCAGCCAGCCGAGUCAGACCCGCUACCGAAAGCCACCGUAUCUGAGGAGACAGACAUCAAUGCAGAGCUCCAUUGGAUCGGCCAACACUGCGCUCUCGAGGAGAAGGAGGACUGGGUUGCUCGCAGUACUGGUGGUUCUGCUUUGAUACAAUGUACUGUGCGUGUGUCUGCAGCCGUGACCCUUGACACCGCCGGGCUUCUGACACCUCUCACUCUGCUCCCCGCUCCUGCUCCUGUCUACUCCUGCCUGAUCUGA